AUGGGUGUUAAAGGACUUAAUCAAUUAAUAAAGGAACAUGCUCCUGAAGCAUUCAAAGAAUUUCAAUUGAAAAAUUUAUUUGGAAGAAAGAUUGCCAUUGAUGCUUCCAUGUGCUUAUAUCAAUUCUUAAUUGCUGUUAGGCAGGCCGAAGGUCAACAAUUAACCAAUGACGAGGGUGAAACUACCUCCCAUUUACUGGGUAUGUUCUACCGUACAAUUCGUUUAGUUGAAAAUAGUAUUAAGCCUGUGUACGUUUUUGAUGGAAAACCACCAGUUUUGAAAGGAGGUGAAUUGGAAAAAAGAUUGCUUAGAAGAGAAGAAGCAAUUAAACAAAGAGAGAACAUAAAAGAUGAAGGUACGAUUGAGGAUAUGGUAAGAUAUGAGAAACGGACAGUCAGAGUCACUCGAGAACAAAAUGACGAAGCUAAAAAGUUACUAGAAUUAAUGGGUGUGCCUUAUGUUAAUGCGCCGUGUGAAGCAGAAGCACAAUGUGCGGAAUUAGCUAGAGGUGGGAAAGUCUUUGCAGCUGCAUCAGAAGAUAUGGAUACCAUAUGUUACCAACCUCCGUUCUUGUUGAGGCAUUUAACCUUCUCGGAAGCAAGAAAAAUGCCAAUUGACCAAAUCCAAUACGAAAAGGUUUUAGAGGCCUUAGAGAUGGACAGAGAAACAUUUAUUGAUUUAUGUAUUCUAUUAGGUUGUGAUUAUUGUGAAACAAUUAGAGGUGUUGGACCGGUAACUGCAUUCAAAUUAAUUAAGGAGCAUGGUUCUCUAGACAAAAUAGUUGAAUACUUGACAAAUAAUCCCGAUAAGACUAAUUUCAAAGUUCCUGAAGAUUGGCCCUAUGAUGAAGCCAGAAAAUUGUUUAUUAACCCGGACACAAUCGAUGCCAGUGAAGUUAAUUUAAAAUGGAAAGAGCCGGACGUGGAGGGACUUAUCCAAUAUAUGGUCAAGGAAAAAGGCUUCAGCGAGGAUAGAAUAAGAAGUGGAGCAGAAAAAUUAAAGAAAGGUUUGAAAGGUGGAGUUCAGGGAAGAUUGGACGGAUUCUUCCAGUCUGUACCUAAACCAAAAGAUUCAGCGGAUAAGAAGAGGAAGAAUGAUACCAAAUCUGCGAAAUCAAAAAAGGCGAAAACAAGAAAGUAA
Debaryomyces hansenii CBS767 is the source of this 1140-nucleotide messenger RNA. Its product is annotated as multifunctional nuclease. NCBI's taxonomy places the organism in Eukaryota, Fungi, Ascomycota, Pichiomycetes, Serinales, Debaryomycetaceae. Gene Ontology annotation, cellular component: nucleus; cytoplasm. Gene Ontology annotation, molecular function: 5'-flap endonuclease activity; DNA binding; 5'-3' exonuclease activity. The transcript has 2 exons. The record is from RefSeq and is a predicted model, not a curated record. The coding region runs from base 1 to 1140 and encodes 379 amino acids.